GUAUCCAGAGAAUGGCAUAGUAGAAAUGGACACCAAAAAUCUUCGGCCACGAGCAAGAACCAUUCUGAAGUGGAGUGAACUAAAAGUGGGUGAUGUGGUGAUGGUUAACUACAAUGUUGAGGCUCCAGAAGAAAGAGGAUUUUGGUUUGAUGCAGAAAUUACAUCUCUGAGAGAAAUUUCAAGGACUAACAAAGAGGUUCAUGCUAAAAUUCUGCUUGGAGGCCCAGAAGAUGCAAUAAAUGACUGCAGAAUCCUUUUUAUAGAGGAAAUGUACAAGAUUGAAAAGCCAGGAGCUUAUCCACUGACAUUUGGAGAUGGAGAUUUCAAAAGAAAGAGUGGCCCUGAAUGCAAGCACUGCAGGGCUGACCCAGAUAAGGAAUGUCGCUUUUGCUCCUGUUACUUGUGUGGUGGAAAACAGGAUGCUCACAUGCAACUCCUUUGUGAUGAAUGUAAUAUGGCUUAUCAUAUAUACUGCCUGAACCCUCCCUUAAGCAACAUACCAGAAGAUGAGGAUUGGUAUUGUCCUUCAUGCAAAAAUGAUUCUAAUGAAGUUGUAAAGGCUGGAGAAAAACUCAAACAGAGUAAAAAGAAAGCAAAGAUGCCAUCUGCCAGUACUGAAAGCCAGAGAGACUGGGGCAAGGGCAUGGCUUGUGUUGGUCGCACUAAGGAAUGCACUAUUGUCCCUUCUAAUCACUAUGGUCCUAUACCUGGUGUCCCUGUUGGGACAACCUGGAAAUUCAGAGUUCAGGUGAGUGAAGCAGGUGUUCACAGACCCCAUGUUGGUGGAAUUCAUGGACGCAGUAAUGAUGGAGCUUAUUCGCUUGUAUUAGCUGGAGGAUUUGAAGAUGAAGUGGACCGAGGAGAUGAAUUCACUUAUACUGGGAGUGGAGGUAGAGAUCUUUCUGGAAAUAAAAGAAUUGGAGAACAUUCAUUUGAUCAAACAUUAACACACAUGAACAGGGCAUUGGCCCUUAACUGUGAUGCCCCACUGGAUGAUAAAAAUGGAGCAGAGUCUAAGAAUUGGAGAGCUGGCAAGCCAGUCCGAGUAGUGCGCAGUUCAAAAGGACGACGGAUCAGCAAAUAUGCCCCAGAGGAAGGCAACAGAUAUGAUGGCAUUUACAAGGUGGUAAAAUAUUGGCCAGAAAUUGGGAAAUGUGGGUUCUUAGUUUGGCGCUAUCUUCUGAGGAGAGAUGAUAUUGAACCUGCACCUUGGACUUCAGAAGGGAUGGAACGGUCAAAGAAACUGGGUUUGAGUGUACAGUAUCCAGAAGGUUAUUUGGAAGCCAUGGCUCGUAAAGAGAAAAAGGAUAAGGUUAAGAAGCAAACUGUGAAACAGGAGCCAACCGGUCAGAGUAAUGGAAACCAGAAAAGGACAAUUGAUGAUGGUAUAGAGGAGACUAAAAAUACAUCCAAAGCCAUGAGAAUGGGAGAUGGAGGGAAAGGAGAGGCUUUCCAACUGACCCAGCAACAGCAGUGGCUGAUUAAAGAAGACUGUAUGAACCAGAAAUUAUGGGAUGAAGUACUUGCUUCGCUUAAGGAAGGACCAAACUUCCUGAAGAAACUGGAACAAUCUUUUAUGUGUGUCUGCUGUCAGGAGCUGGUUUACCAGCCAGUGACAACAGAGUGCCUCCAUAAUGUCUGUAAAAGCUGUUUACAGCGCUCUUUCCGAGCUGAAGUCUUUACCUGUCCUGCCUGCCGCUAUGACCUUGGAAAGAGCUACACCAUGGUUCCUAACAAGAUAUUGCAGACACUACUUGACCAGUUCUUCCCUGGUUACAGUAAAGGACGAUGAUGUGUUCAAAUCUUUUCACGCUUCUCCCAUUGACUUUAUAGACAGUAAAGGAGAAUAAACAUCUAAAAGUCAACAGUGAACCAGCCAGCUUGAUGGAACUGCAUCUAUUGUCACAUUUUGAAGCAGCUAAUCCUCUUCCUCCCCGUCACCAUCUUUGUUCAUGUAGUGAGGACUCUAAAUCUCUGCUAUGUUUAACAUCAAAGGUAGUUUUGGUAAGCUGACAAAUAUUUUUUAAAGGGAGGGGGAAAAAAAAAAACCCAAACCAGAAGCUUUAGGUCUAAGUGGUGAGUCCUAGCUGGUGCUUAAGUUAUUAUUUGUUUUUUGUAACUACCUCAGAUAGAGGAAAACAAAUUGUGGGGAGGAAAAAUAGUUCAUAAAGUUUUAGCUACCCACUGCUUUCUUAUUUUUACUUGUGUCUAGUCUAUGUGAUUUGAUUCGACAAAAAAAGACAAAAACCCAAACACCCAAAACAAAACAACAAAAAACAAACAGCACUUAAGUCAGCUGGAUUACAGAACAGCAAAAUCUGUGGUGUGCGUAGUCCUUUUUUUUGGUCUUUCUUCCAUUAUGGUGCAUUUUUUUUGCAAGAACAGGCUGACUUUUAGUCUAUUUUUGUGAGCUUCACUGUGCUUUUUCUUGUAUCUUAUGCAAGCUGACUACUAAGGACUAAUGAACAAUAUGAAUGCAUUGUUGCUACAGUAGUGUAAAGUGAUCUGUGGUUUUUUGCACUUAGCGGACGGAUAUUCAAGACAGUAGUUGUGUACAAAAAGAAAAAUUCAUAUAAAAAAACCACUUCUGUAUUAGUUUAAAAUGUACGCUUUUAGUAGGUCUUGUAUCAGUGGCAAGAAAUCUAUACAGCAUUGAAGACAGUGCUAGCUUGAAAAGGGUUUAAAUUGCUUCAUAUGGUGACCUGAAAUUUUAUAUACAAUAUAUUCCCCCAAAAUAUACAUUAUUAAAUAUUUUAUGAUUGAGAA
Messenger RNA from Phalacrocorax carbo (great cormorant), 2766 nucleotides. The record is from RefSeq and is a predicted model, not a curated record. NCBI's taxonomy places the organism in Eukaryota, Metazoa, Chordata, Aves, Suliformes, Phalacrocoracidae.